This is a messenger RNA of Galleria mellonella (greater wax moth), 2737 nucleotides long. RefSeq names its product ras-related and estrogen-regulated growth inhibitor-like protein. NCBI's taxonomy places the organism in Eukaryota, Metazoa, Arthropoda, Insecta, Lepidoptera, Pyralidae. The transcript has 6 exons. The record is from RefSeq and is a predicted model, not a curated record. Gene Ontology annotation, molecular function: GTPase activity; GTP binding. The coding region runs from base 261 to 896 and encodes 211 amino acids.
CAAGACAACGUCAAAUGCAUCGAAACUGUCCUCGACGAUAGUAAAUAAUUUAUUAAAAAUGUUCUCACUCCAAUAGACAUGUUCGAGUGCGCUUUGCGCCAAUUGUGUUUGACGGCAGUCGCUCGCAAGCAGGUGCGUUGUGCGCGCGUGCGGUUAUUCAACAACUGAUAAUAACAACGCGAUUGUAUACUCAGCGUCGAGUUACAAAUAAACGGACUCAACCCGUAAUCUUGCCCACUGUGCUGUGUACGACAGGACCAAUGAAGAUGACAGUGAAUCGAAUAAGAGUUGUGGUGCUGGGUAGCGCACGUUGCGGUAAAUCGGCUGUGGUGGUUCGUUAUUUAACGAAACGAUACAUCGGGGAAUAUAGUUCGACAGGCGAUUUCCGGUAUCAACAUCGGGUGGCAUUCGAUGGAGUCACAUCAGAAGUAGAAGUUUUGGAUACAUGCGGAUGUGCAAAACGCGGUUGCCUAGCGGAACAUCUACGAUGGGGCGAUGCAUUUGCUAUCGUGUAUUCAGUGUGUGACCGGAGGUCAUUUGCCGCUGCCGCUGAGCUGCUUGCUCUACUGGAGAGGACCAGGUUGCCAGGCUGUACCGCCGUCACAUUGCUGGGAAAUAAAAGGGACUUAGAGCAUGCAAGAGUUGUCAAAGCAGAAGAGGGCCAGGAAUUAUCGCUACGGUUCGGAUGUCAAUUCUAUGAGGUGUCUGCGGCUGAAUCGUCCGCAGGUGCGGCGCUCGCUUUUCAAGCAUUGCUCCGUGAGGCGCGCGCUAUAGCACUGCUGUUACCAACACCUCGACGGAAACUAGCCGCUUACUCUGUCUCGAAGGUAAUCGGCUCAAUUCUUGGACUAAGCAAUAAGAGUGUGAGGAAGAAACGGCCAUCACUCAGCAUAUGAUGCGUUUUCGUACAAGUUUUGGAUCCGUUUGUUUACUCCGUGGUGGAGUUUUCAUUUUUUUUUUAUAGCAUCAGUAAGGUGUUCUUACUUACAUUUGAUGCAUGAUGAGAUAUGAGCAGGCAGAAAUGGUCUAAAAGGGGAAAGAGUUUGUGGUGUCUAAAUAUUGUCUUGUAGGCAGGUUGCUGGAUUGUGUUUACAGAUUGUAUUAUCAAUGACGUUUUUAUUCGCCUAAUGUUUUUGUUUUGAAAUGAUUAUUUUUAAGAAAGUUUUUGUUUAUAAUUUGUAGUGUACCAUUAUUUUAUCCUUUACUCUUUCAAAAUGGCGUCGCAGUGCAAUGCAAUUUUUUUUUGUCAAUGCGUAAAUAGUGCGACUGAAGAUGGUUAAGUACUUGUAAUAAUUUUUGAUACUUCUAGUUGUAGUAGUUAUUACUUUUAGCAUUCACAAAACAAUGACGAUUUAAAUUAUAGACUGAUUUUUUAUAAGUACUUAUCUUUUUUUUCACAAAGAUUCGUUAAGAAGAUAAAAGUGUAGUAGAAUGUCAUUGUGGUGAUAUAUAGUUAUAAGUAGAUUAAUUAUUCAAGUUCUUUUAUCUUCAGGUUUUAUUAUAUUGUAGAUUUUCUAGUAUAUAUAAAUAUUUGAAAAGUAUAUAACAUAUAUGUUAUAUUUGGUUGCUUUUUUCAAGAAACAAAAUAUAUCUAAAGUGUGUUCAAUUUCCUAAUAUUUUUAUGUAAUAACAGAAAGUAGUGUUUUUUUAUUAAGUUUCUAUAAAAGUUUCAAUAAAAGAUACAUAUAUCUGUUCGACUUUUGUAUAUCCAUAGCUAAUUUAAACUAAGAUCGAUCUUGAAAAAUGUAUGACGUAUGAUUAAUGAUGAACGAUUAAUGAGGCACUCGUACUUAAAUUAACUGUACAUAUUAAGUGUACUAUAAAUUCAAGUAAUAUGAAAUAAGUUGGCGAAAUUUUAAGAUAUUUCUUAUUUUGUCACGUUUAGUUGUUGAUCAAAUGGUAGUUAGUCGAUUUUUAUACUGAUGUUACUGUAUACCAUAAAGAAAGAUUGAUUACAAAACUUUCCGUUUAAUUUAUUUGUUUAUUUUAAAUUAUUUUUAUUACAAAGUUUCUGUAAAGUCAAGUUUGAUUUUUUUUUCAUUUGAAUUGUCACGAUGAGUAGUUUACUUGACAAUUGAUUUGUGUCAGAUAAAGAGUAGAACUUAAAUAUUAUCAUAAUAUUUAUGUAUAAAAAUUUCUUUUUGAAUAAAAUUAUAAAAUGUGAUAUAAUAAAACUUUUUUUACAAUUAAAUUUAAAAAUGUUUAAAAGUCAUUUAUGAAGUAUCUCUUUAAAGAGAUAAGAUUGCCCUAAAUAGAUUAUUGUAAAUUGGAGGCCUUAAUUAAUAAUAGUCUGUUAAUGAAAUAUAAUAAGUAUACAUAUGAUGUCGUGUUUAAAAAUAUACUGCAAACUUUUUUAUUUAUUAAUUGUGCAUGACUGCACCUGCGGUUUGCUGAAAAAGGCACGUAUCAUCAAAGACUCCAUAAGGAUAUUUGGUUUUAUUAAUUUAUAGGGAAGUAGAAAAAAGUACUAAAAACAUGAAAUUGUUUGUAUUAUUUGUAAUAAAUUUACUGCUGUAACCUUUUGAAGGAAACAAUAAAGAGUCAAUCAAUCUAUAAAAACUUAAAUUUACUUAUAUAAAACUGUUAGUUAGAUAAACUUGACAAAGUCCUCGUAUUUGUAACCAUUUUUAAAUACUACACAUUUAUAAAUUUUGUGCCAUUAUAAUACAUAAUCUUGUUAAGUUUUCUACAUUAUGUAUUUGUAAUCUUUGUACAUAAAUAAAUAUUUUAAAACCAA